Haliotis rufescens (red abalone) is the source of this 594-nucleotide messenger RNA. Its product is annotated as palmitoyltransferase AKR1-like. Lineage: Eukaryota; Metazoa; Mollusca; Gastropoda; Lepetellida; Haliotidae. The record is from RefSeq and is a predicted model, not a curated record. Gene Ontology annotation, molecular function: protein binding. The coding region runs from base 1 to 594 and encodes 197 amino acids. The transcript is spliced from 2 exons.
AUGGCGGGAGAACUAAAACCAAGCCUUACCUGUGGAAAUGUGUCGCAAGUUGAUGCUGAAGGUAGCAGCAUCCUACAUUUGGCCUGCCAUGGAGGACAUUUGGAGAUGGUGAAGUACAUCUUCUCGCAGAAUAUUACAGACAUCAACAGUAGAGGAAUGCACGGGAUGACACCAUUGCAUUUGGCGGCACGUGAGGGGUAUAGAGAAGUGUUUGACUUAGUCCUGGAUAAAGGAGGUGAUGCUUCACUUGUGGAUAUAAAUGGUGAUAACAUCCUACAUGUGGCCUGCCUUGGAGGACAUGUGGAGAUGGUGAAGUACAUCCUCUCACAGAACAUUUCUGACAUCAACAGUAGAGGAAUGUACGAGAGGACACCAUUGAUGGGAGCUGCAACAUUUGGCCACAGAGAAGUGUUUGAAUUAGUUGUGGAUAAAGGAGGCACUACUUCACUUGUGGAUAUAAAUGGUAAUAACAUCCUACAUUUGGCCUGUCUUGGAGGACAUGUGGAGAUGGUGAAGAACAUCCUCUCACAGAACAUUUCUGACAUCAACAGUAGAGGAAUGUACGGCAGCUUCGGGACAUAUGGACCUGUGUGA